UUUCAAUCAGGUUGUUUCAGGUAAUCUUUUGCCGCAUAGUCUGCCCUAGCUGACGCUGUGCAGAGAAUACUACGAUUGGAAACGGUUGGUUAGACCCGUUCGCACUGCACAAGAAAGCAAGAUGGACCGUAGUGAUGAGAGAAUCAAAAGAGCUUUAAGGCGCCGCCCUUAUGUGUUGAAUCCAGUGAGGGUGAACACCCCUGAUUCUGUGAUGUGGCCAACCGGUAAGGUGCACAGAAGACCAAGGCCUUCUACUUCAGCGCAGACCCCUCAGAUCCACAAAAGGCCUCCAAUCAUUGAGAGCUGUGGGCAGGAACAGACAUCUGGGGAUGGACGGGACAUCAAUCCAGAGCCUCUCAGCCAGUCUGGAAGGGUGACUCGGCUGAUGGAGAGAAAUUAUGAUGGGGUCAUCUCAUCCUCCAACUCUGAUGACAUCUCUAUCUACUCCUUCACUGACUGUGAAUCUGAGUCUGAUGAUGAGGAUCAUGAAAGGAGGACACCACCGCUGAUAGUGAAGGAUGAGGAGGAUGGAAAGGUGACAAAGUUUGAAGUGAGGGAUAUGGUAGAGGACGACAAUCUGUCUCUCCACUCCUUGGAUGAAUCAGACUUUCUGAUUAUUGUGGCCAAGCCCAACAUCCUUCUCCCUGCCUCUGUGAGUGCCCUGAAGAAGGCAUCACGCCUGACGGAGUUGGUCCCUACUGUCCGGCCCUGCAAGGAGCAGCAGGACAAGAAGACACAGUGGACCAACACCAACAAGGAGAGCCUGAGGAGGAUAAAAAAAAACUGGCCUCCAUAGAGCUCGACCUGGAGGAAGGCCUGAAGAAGGUCAAUGACGGUCAGGACGUCAACCAAGAGAGGCAGAAGAAUGAGGGAUGCUUCAGAGCCUGGAUUGAGAAGUGGAUGGGGAGGAGGAAGGAGGAAAGACUGAGGGAUGAAGAUGUGAAUAGGGAAGACAAAGGGAGGAUGGGCGAAGAGGUGAGGGCACUGAUCCAAGUGAUGAAGAGAAACUGCAGUGAACGUGAUCUUGAGGCAGUAAACCUGGACACUUGGCUGAAUGACUUGGAAAGGUUGAAAGUGGCCUUCAAGAAAUGCACUGGAGAGAUGGCCAAAAUGAGCCCAGGGAAAGUCUCUGGUCCUGUGUCUGGCCUCUCUCCUCUUGUGACCUCAGGACCCCGGACCCUGGCUGAAGCCCCUACGGGCCCUGCCCUCUGCUGUGGCCCGUCCCUCCCAAAAGGAUGUCCCAAAGCCUCCGACACCUCCAAGCCCCGUCUCUGUCAUUGUUGCUUUGCCUGCUGUGGAGUACUUACCAUACCACCGCAGCCCUCGCCUGGCCCCAAUCACCAACCUGAGUGAGAACGGCAGGAAGCUGCUCCAGAAAAUGUCAGGAGUGACCCCACAGGAAGGGAAGGUCAAAAGGAAAAGAGCAAGGGAAAAAAGCAAGUGAAGAAAGAGAAGGCCAGCAAGAUGCAGCAGGUGGAAAAUGUUGGAGAAAGUAAGGAGGACAAGAAAGAGGAAAAGAAGAGUCUGAGGAAGAG
Molecule: messenger RNA, 1535 nt
Organism: Salmo salar (Atlantic salmon)
Lineage: Eukaryota; Metazoa; Chordata; Actinopteri; Salmoniformes; Salmonidae
Source: RefSeq, a predicted model, not a curated record